UCAGAUCAGCUUCUGCCGUUGAUCCAAAAUCGGUUUGUUUGCUCGGUUUUUAGCAGACGAAACCUCCCAGAGUGUGAAAACAAGUUUGAUUUUUAAAAAACAUACAGCUUCCUGAGCUGAAAUUGAAUACAGUCUCGCCAGUAAACGUUCAGAGAAGAGGGAAAUGCAAGUCAAGAUGCGACUGACUUAGAAAACUGGCCUGCACAGUACAGUGCAAGGAAAUUAACGUUAGCUAGUGAGUCAUCGGGGAUCUCAAAAAGUAUUUUCACUCUUCGGUACGGUGAAAUUCCUCUAAUGUAGGCGUACCUGGUAGUCAGCUAUCUAGAUGGCUAGCCACCUAGCCGUCAGAGUAAGCACUUAAAAAUAACCUCAGUUAUCAUUGUCUAGCUAGCUCGCUAGCUUGCAAGCAAAGUCGAGGAGCAGGAUUUAUUGGGACAAAAGGAGGCAUCGAGUGUUGAACUUGUUUUCCAGCUGGUCAGAUCAGAUUUCUAACGGUUUGUAAGAUGACAACUUCAUGGAGUGACCGGCUACAGAACUAUGCAGAUCUUCCAGCCAACAUGGACGGACUGGCCAUGAAGAAGUAUCGGCGAGAGGCCCACCACAGAGUGUUUGUAAACAGAAGUUUGGCAAUGGAGAAGAUUAAGUGCUUUGGCUUUGAUAUGGAUUACACUUUAGCAGUGUACAAGUCCCCCGAAUACGAGUCCCUGGGUUUCGACCUGACAGUGGAGCGGCUUGUGUCCAUCGGCUACCCUCAGGAGCUCCUCAACUUUGUCUACGAUCCCGCCUUCCCCACCAGGGGCUUGGUCUUUGACACGUUGUAUGGCAACUUGCUGAAGGUGGACGCCUAUGGGAACAUCCUGGUUUGCGCCCACGGCUUUAACUUCUUGCGUGGUCCAGAAAUUCGGGAACUGUAUCCAAACAAGUUUAUCCAACGGGGAGACACGGAGCGCUUCUACAUCCUCAACACUCUCUUUAACCUUCCUGAGACAUACCUCUUUGCGUGCUUGGUUGACUUCUUCACUAACUGUUCCAGAUACUCCAGCUGUGAAACUGGCUUCAAGGAUGGCGAUCUCUUCAUGUCGUUCAAGAGCAUGUUCCAGGACGUGCGCGACGCUGUGGACUGGGUCCACUUCAAGGGGUCUUUGAAGGAAAAAACGGUGGAAAACCUUGAGAAAUAUGUGGUUAAAGAUGGAAAGCUCCCUCUUCUCCUGAGUCGAAUGAAUGAAGUUGCCAAGGUGUUCCUGGCCACAAACAGUGACUACAAGUACACUGAUAAAAUUAUGACAUACCUUUUUGACUUCCCCCAUGGUCCAAAGGUGGGCACCCCCCACCGGCCCUGGCAGUCCUAUUUCGACCUGAUCCUGGUGGACGCGAGAAAGCCCCUGUUCUUCGGAGAGGGUACGGUGCUGAGACAGGUGGACACAACGACUGGAAGGCUGAAAAUUGGGACCUACACAGGACCGCUGCAGCAUGGCAUUGUGUACUCUGGAGGGUCGUCGGACAUCGUGUGUGACCUGCUGGGAGCGAAGGGUAAAGACAUCGUGUACAUCGGAGACCACAUCUUUGGAGACAUCCUGAAGUCUAAGAAGCGGCAGGGCUGGAGGACCUUCCUGGUGAUUCCCGAGCUGGCACAGGAGCUGCACGUGUGGACAGACAAGAGCUCAUUAUUUGAAGAGCUGCAGAGUUUGGACAUUUUCUUGGCAGAGCUCUACAAACAUCUGGACAGCAGCAGUAACGAGAGACCCGACAUCAGCUCCAUCCAGCGAAGGAUCAAGAAAGUGACCCACGACAUGGACAUGUGCUACGGCAUGAUGGGAAGUCUGUUCCGCAGCGGCUCUCGGCAGACCCUGUUCGCCUCCCAGGUCAUGCGCUACGCUGACCUGUAUGCAGCCUCCUUCAUAAACCUCCUGUAUUACCCCUUCAGCUACCUCUUCAGAGCUGCACACGUGCUGAUGCCUCAUGAGUCCACGGUGGAGCACACCCACGUCGACAUCGACACCGAAUCGCCCAUGGCAACGCGCAACCGCCGCUCGAUGGACUUCAAGGACUUCGACUGCAAGAGGCACCAGCUGACGCGCUCCAUCAGCGAGAUCCAGCCCCCUCACCUGUUCCCUCAGACCCCUCAGGAAAUCACGCACUGCCACGACGAGGAUGAUGACGAGGAGGAAGAGGAGGAGUGAAGCAGCCGGCCCUCCAGCCUACGCUCCGCGUUCCGUUAAGUGUUUUACUGAAGGAAUCCCGAUGUGGGCCGAACAGCUGCAGGGAGGCCGGGAUUGAGAGUAAGGCAUUUACAGUAUGUAUAAAGGAUACACUUUCUAUAGGGAAAUAUUCUUUUUUUAACUUUACUGUCUGUAUAUAUCAGACCAAGCUGAGCUCUUGGGGUUUAUGCACUAGAAACCUGCUAGUGCGCUAGACCCACCUGCAACUGGCGUUUGACAUCUUCUUCUGUUUUUAAAUGACCUUUUUGUUUGUGUUUUUUUUGUUUGUUUUGUGGUGUUUUGAGAAAAAAAAUUUUUGGGGAACUUUAAUUGACCAAACUCAAAUGGCUGCUUUAGUGGAUAAGGCUAAAUCAAUACAUACGGUUCGGUCACAAAAACAAAAAAAAAAAACAAAAAAAGCGAAAAACGAGAAACACUAUUGGUAGUUUUCCUGUGGGCGGGUUGUAGGGGCUUGGGAUGUCCUCUGCCUGUGUGCAUGAUAAAAGAUGCACGGUUGAAGUGCAGAGGAAAAGCGCAGCUGUAGAGAAAUGAUCACAUGACUCCAUUGUGCACCCUGGGUGUGUGCUUGUGUUACGAGUUAAAGGACAAUUCUGUCUUAUGGUACUGUGCUGAUGGAACUUGCAUAACCCCUAACUUGGAAAUCAUGGUCCAGUUUUUUACUUUGAUACUGUAUCUCCUGUACUCUGUGUUUGCUUUGAGUUUUUCAGAAUGGCUUCGUUUUUUAACUGUUCAGCAAAGCCUCUGCUGACCAAUGCAGUGCGAGAGCUGACAUCACUUCCUGUGAGACUGUAGAAAUGAUCUCAGCGUUUAGAAGGACAGCAGGUUGUGUUGCAGUUUCACCAAGCACAAUGUUCUGUCGUAAGCCAGUAACAUUUUCCUCACGUUCAGUAUGCAUAAGGUGGUACCGUACAGCGGUACAUUGGUGUCCAGGUUGUUUUUUUUAUUAUAAUUUUUUAAAAAAAAUUUCUUUAAACAGCGCUUAGAUUAAUGAUUCAGAUUAGAUGCAUUCAGCUGUGAAGGAAAGUAUCGGCGAGUAAAAAUGUCACGUUACUAGGUGACAUCCUGUGAAGUGCGUCUGACUUGUGCGGGAUCCGUUUCAGGCUGUGCUGUAGUCUCUCAUCCUCUGCUGUCUCCCAGAGGUCUAGCGUGAGCAAUAUGCAGCAUUGAAACUGCAGUAGGACAUGAUGGACGAUUAGAAUCUACAUACAGUUUGAAAAAAAAAAAAUGUAUGUAAUAUUUGCCUUUGAGGAAUAGUAUUGUUUUAUGUAGAGAAUAUGAUGACGUGCUGAGCGGCUGGUUAAAAGGAACAAUUAACGUUCCGCAAGAACACUUUGGGAAGACUAAUUAACAAAAUCACGCAAGCUGAUAAAUCUGAUCCAGAGAGGCUUUAUUGGAACCAUACCAGACACUCCUGAGUAUUGGUGCUUUGAGUAGUUGUGCUUCACUCCAGCCGCAGUAUUCAUUAAGUGACUCAGUAACAUUUUCGGUUUUGAUCCAAGUCUUUCUUACAGGUCGGUAAGAAUUUAGGACGAAGGUUGUUGACUUCAUGGAGAACUCCAUGGCCUUUGAUUAGCACUGAAUCCAUGAAUAAAUGUAUAAUAAUUCAACAGCAGAACACAAUAUGGUGUCAGUGAAACAGCAAAAUAGGGUGAUCUGUUGGAGACCAACUCACACGCAGUUGAAAUUAGCUGCUUUGAAGUGGUAAUGAUUGUUGAGUUCACUACACCUGAAGGAGCAAACAUUCGGUUAGUGAAACAGUCUCUCAUUAUUCCAGAGCUUCCUUCAGUGUGGGAAGCCUGUUGCAUGCGUUAUUUUUAAAAUUUUAAGUUUUUAUAGUACUCCUGUUGAGGAAAUAGAGGGAGAAUGACACCAAACUCCACAUCAAGGGAGCGUAGGUCAAUUGUCAACAGAAAUGGAAAACAAACAAGCUCCUUGUUAGAGGGGGAGUAAGAAGUGGGGGUGAUGCUUCCUAAAGCGGCACUGGUUGCUUGACCCUUUUUUUUUUUUAAAGACUUUCCUCUGUGGGUUACAUCCCUGUAGAAAGCCUCCCCUUCCUUCUGUUUGAGGCAGUGAGGUGUUCUCCAAAUGCAUGUUAAUUUCCCUCCCUCUUUUCAGUUUCAGUUCUCCUGUUGGGCUCAGGUUCAUUGCUGUAGCUUUUGGGACGGUUUCCUGAUUAUAAAUGCAAUUUUGAAUUUCUGAAGGUGUUUUCGAAUGAGUUCCGUUUCCCUGCACAACAAGCAGAGUGCCAACAACAAAAGUGCUACCAUUCAUCUUUUUUAAGUUGUUUUAUUACUUUUUUGUAUUAUUUUACAGGUUUCGUGCAUGUUCUUUGCGG
Megalops cyprinoides (Indo-Pacific tarpon) is the source of this 4554-nucleotide messenger RNA. It is a transcript of the gene nt5c2a, whose product is annotated as 5'-nucleotidase, cytosolic IIa. The transcript is spliced from 18 exons. NCBI's taxonomy places the organism in Eukaryota, Metazoa, Chordata, Actinopteri, Elopiformes, Megalopidae. Bases 504 to 2180 code for a protein of 558 amino acids. The record is from RefSeq and is a predicted model, not a curated record. Gene Ontology annotation, molecular function: 5'-nucleotidase activity.